Macroventuria anomochaeta is the source of this 1896-nucleotide messenger RNA. RefSeq lists its product as uncharacterized. The record is from RefSeq and is a predicted model, not a curated record. Gene Ontology annotation, molecular function: L-amino acid transmembrane transporter activity. NCBI's taxonomy places the organism in Eukaryota, Fungi, Ascomycota, Dothideomycetes, Pleosporales, Didymellaceae. Gene Ontology annotation, cellular component: membrane. The transcript has 2 exons. Gene Ontology annotation, biological process: amino acid transmembrane transport. Bases 1 to 1896 code for a protein of 631 amino acids.
AUGGCCGGCCGCGCUGCCCACCUCCCGCCGCCGCCCACCCGCGACUCCCUAGAGCUCGCCUCGCUGGCCUCGUCCUCGCCCUCGCCCUCGCCCUCGCACCCCUCGCGACGCAGCUCCGAGGACUCGUCGGCCUCGGGCGCGCCUUCCUCGCGGAGGCUGUCGCUGGACGACGAGGAUCCCCUGUUCGAGUCGACGGAGCACGAGGGCAACCGGCCGCGACACAAUCGCUCCUACAGCGUGUCCUCGGCCUUCGACUUUGCGCCGAGCCUCUUCCCCCUCUCGAGCACCGCCCAGGGCUACACAGCGCUGGGUGCGCCGUCCAACCCCGCCCUCGACCCGACCAAUGCGCUCAACGGCGGCUCGCUGGAGAAGAACAAGAGCUUGACCUACCUGAACGGCCUGUCGCUCGUCAUUGGGCUGAUCAUAGGGAGCGGCAUCUUCUCUUCACCGUCGCAGGUGAACAAGAAUGCCGGGUCGCCUGGGGCGUCGUUGAUCGUCUGGGCGGUCGCUGGCGUGUUGGCGUGGACGGGUGCGGCCAGCUAUGCAGAGCUCGGAGGCGCCAUACCGCUGAACGGCGGCGCGCAAGUCUACCUCUCCAAGAUCUUCGGCGAAUGGGCAGGCUUCCUGUUUACCUGGUGCGCGGUGACAGUGCUCAAGCCCGGCUCGGCAGCCAUCAUCGCCAUCAUCUUCGGCGAGUACCUGGUCCGCGCAGCAAUCGGCGCAGAGGCAGUGGACGCCAGCGCAUGGCUCAACAAGGGCAUCGCAUUGGCCGGACUCGUGGUCGUCACCGCUUUGAACUGCGUAUCAACAAAGCUCGGCACCCGCAGCGCCGAUGUCUUCAUGUUCCUCAAGUUCCUCGCCCUCCUCGGCGUCUUCGUAAUCGGCAUCGUAGUCGCCGUAACGGGCCUCUCCUACCGCGGCGACGCAAACCAGGACUGGAAGCAGCAGGGCUGGUUCGACGACACCUCGCACAACAUCAGCAACUGGGCCGUCGCAUUGUACGCCGGCCUGUGGGCCUUUGACGGCUGGGACAACGUCAACUACGUAACCGCCGAAUUCAAAAACCCCUCCCGCGACCUGCCCCGCGUAAUCCACACCUCCCUCCCCCUCGUCAUCCUCUGCUACAUCCUCGCAAACAUAUCCUACUUCCUCGUGCUCCCCUCCCACGUCAUAGAAUCCUCAAACACCGUCGCCGUUGCCUUCGGCUCCCAAGUCUUCGGCCCCGUCGGCGCCCUGGUCCUCGCCCUCUUCGUCUCCGGAUCCUGCUUCGGCGCACUCAACGCUACCACGUUCACCUCGGGUCGCUUGGUAUACGCCGCUGGCAAGGAGGGAUAUCUGCCCGGCAUCUUCGGGUCCAUAGGGCUGGGCAAGAGCCACAGGGCUAUACGGCUCCACUCCUCAACCACAUCCCCAUCCAAGGUGCCGAAGAAGAUGGUAGACUGGUUUGCCGACCCAGACGCGGGCUUCUUCUUCACGCCUAUCAGUGCUAUGCUGCUCAACGCGGCUAUCACAGCAGUCUACAUCCUCAUCGGCAGCUUCGACACACUCGUCACCUUCUACGGCGUCGCUGGCUACACGUUCUAUUUCCAGACCGUUUUGGGCCUGAUCAUCUUACGCGUCCGCGAGCCCGACUUGGAACGCCCGUAUAAAACUUGGAUCACCACGCCUAUCAUCUUCUGCUGCGUCAGCUUAUUUCUGCUCAGUAGAGCGGUCUUUGCAGAACCGGUGCAAACGCUCCUCGUCAUUGCGUUCAUGGCAGUCGGACUGGUGGUGUGGUUUGCGUGGGUCGGGCGGCGGAGAGGGAAAGAGAGGCAGCGCUUUAGGAAUAUGGAGGGUAGGAGCGAGAAGGACGUUGGGUGGAUGUUUUGGAAGAGGUGGACGACGCGAGGAGGAUGA